Messenger RNA from Zygosaccharomyces rouxii, 1002 nucleotides. RefSeq lists its product as uncharacterized. The record is from RefSeq and is a predicted model, not a curated record. Lineage: Eukaryota; Fungi; Ascomycota; Saccharomycetes; Saccharomycetales; Saccharomycetaceae. The transcript has a single exon. The coding region runs from base 1 to 1002 and encodes 333 amino acids.
AUGCCAGGUAAGAUUGAAAGCACUGCCUUCCUGUCCCAAUUGGAGGACAUGGACAAGUAUUUACUCGAGUAUCGUAGUUUGAAACUUAUGCCUCAAGUAACGAAUGCCUUUGGCGCUAUGCGUUUCAAUAACAAUAAUUUUGAAAUGGAUAACGACUUGUUAAAGAAUAGUAAGAAAUUAAACGGUAUCAAUGGUGGUAAUAAUAAUAAUAAUAAUAAUAACAACAGUAACAAUAAUAACAACAAUAGAAAGAAGUUUAUGAAUAAACAGGCAUUUAGAUUAAACAGUCCAACUGCAGUUAAAUUUCCUCACACAAAAGCUGUUCCUCCAACGGCAGCACCAACAGCGGCGCCUGCAGGUGCAACUACCCCAUUAGUCAAUUCGCAUAAUUUUAACAAGGCAAACUCCGCUACCUAUCCAUUGUACUAUAAUACGGCUAAUAAUAACAGUAAUGCAUCAUUAGCUCAACCACCACUAUCGUCGUCCACAUCGUCGCCUUCAUUUGUACCACCAAGAGUCGAUUCUUCUCUGAGUGGGUAUGAUCCAACAUUCGACUACGUGGUACCAACACCAACACCCACUGAUUAUACGAAUCAGUUUAGUACACCAUUUUCUAGUUAUUUGAACUCGGGAAUUAACCCAAACAUGAGUUCAUCAGUUGGUGCUACUACAGCAGGGACGCCUGUUGCUUCUUCCGCGAAUUUAGCAACAUCAGGUAGCAGUGAUAUGGUCAACAAUCUAGUGGGCACAAACACUUUUAAUUCAGGUGUUUCUGCACCACUUGCAUUUGACCAACCACUACCAACUUCAUCUAUUUCUGCAUCAAUGGGAGCGUCAGGUUUGGCUUCUACUCCAACUACAGCUGAUCUAUCUGGGAACAAUUUGGGCAGUGAUCAGUUGCUAAUGAAUGAUUUAUCUCUUGGCUGGGGAUCAAAUCAUGUCUCAUCGGCUGGAGCUGGUAAUUAUGGGAUUUGGAAUAACGAUAUGAGCGUUUGGAGCUAA